UACACUUCAGUAUUUUCUCCUAAGAACUCGACUUCCUUUGGAUAGCACCGCAAGCACGUGAACGUGAUCGCUCUCCAAGCUUCGGAACCUCCGAUAAAUGAUGGUGUAACUCCAGUUGCCCAAUUUUGCAAGAGUAUUCUUUCACAUCCAAGGUCUCAGUUACGAGGGCAGUGAUAACGUUUCCAAGUGUUUCGUCAAAAAGAAAACGGCUAUCAUUUACUGCCCUCCAGGUCAGCCCCACCGAGAAAUAUUCGCGUUGACACUGUGGGAUUGACACCAGUGGGACAAUGGGGUCGAUUUCAGCGUAAAAGUGAUACCAGAUUUGUGGUUCAGAUACCUGAUUCAGUCAAGAAACAGGUUUUGGGAAAGCGAUCUGCAUGCUUCGCGAGUGCAUGCAGAUCGGUAGCAUUUUGAAGAAUCAUGUCGACAAGUUCGAUAUUGCUGUACGACGUAGGUUUGGUUUAGGGUUGAUAGAUUUUGCGGAGCCUGAUAUCUCAGUUAUCUUAAGACCUUGCUACUAAGAAAAACCGCUUUUUUAUCAAGAUCUACGUGCUGUGUAAAGGAAACUCCCUGUAUUUGCAUCAGCGGGCGGAUAAAGCUAUCCUCAGCGGAUCAAUCUCAAAUUCAAACCGAUGCUACCAACAUUUUCGCGAAAAGCAAUUAGAGACAAAUAUACGCAUCCUCUGUAAAAUCUUAAACUUGACCUACAUAUGUGUUUAUUUUUCACUCGUCAGGUAAGUGCCGAAAAUAAAGCUCAAUAUCAAAUGUCAAAUACAAUUUCCUGUGUUGUUCCAUCUAAAAUUUGUUUAAAUUUUAAAAUAUAUGGUUUGUUUACACCGGCAUCUAUGAAACGUAUUACAACUAAUGGCUUAUUAGCUGUUUAUGGUGAUUUCUUAAAACAUUUCAGCUCGGUUUGGGGGACGUUAGUCACUUGUUAAAUAUUUCGCGGGCAUAUCAUAACUAAAUACGUGAGAAAAAUCUGCGGUACAGUUUUCGGUUGAGCAAACUGAAUUAAUGAAGUUAUCUUCCGUACACGGGAUAAUAAAGGGUAUCUAAAAUGAUUGUUAGAGUUGUGAUUGUUUUUAUUAUACUGGUAUCUCUUCGUACAGCUGAAUCUAUCCGGUGUUACGAAUGUGUAUCAAGAUUAGGACCUGGAGAAUCAAGUGCUUGUCUAACGGGAGAAGAAGGACAACUCAGACGGGUACAAUGCAUUGGACCUUCUGUGUGUGCUGUUUACCAUUACCAAACUGUCAUACCAGGAACACCUACUAUCAACCACAUAACCAGAGGUUGCCAAGCACUCCGAUAUGGUGCAACCUGUGAAGAUAUUUUCAACGAAUUAAGGGCGAGAGGUCAAGUCCUUCCUGGACAACAUACUUGUACCACAUGUAGUUCAGAUUUAUGUAACUCUUCUGGAAAGCUCAGCUAUUCGGUUACGAUUUGGUCUUUUGUCUUCGCCCUAAUCAAACGUUUUCUGUAAGCUGAUCUCGAUGGGCAAAAAGGAUCAGGGUCUAUAAGCAGGGUUUUUGGUCCUGAAAAUAACCCAAAUUGGUUAUAGGUGAAACUACAUUUAAAUACUGCUUCCGAAGGUACCCAAAUCUGUAUAGGUUCAAAUUCAAGCAUGUUGGGUCAAAUUACUUUAGCCAAAAUGGAUAGAGGUCACUAAACUCAAAAAGGUAUUUUUUUAAAAUAUUUCUUAGUGGCGCAACCAACCCAAAAAACUGAAAAAACUACCGAUACUUCAUUGUAAUAUCUUAUAUAACGCUAAUUUUUUAUAUAUUUGUGGAACGUAUAGAUUUCAAAUUGUUUGAAAUUUAUUUUCGAAUUUUUGGUUAGAUAAUGAAAAUU
Acanthoscelides obtectus is the source of this 1848-nucleotide messenger RNA. NCBI's taxonomy places the organism in Eukaryota, Metazoa, Arthropoda, Insecta, Coleoptera, Chrysomelidae. The record is from the annotation of a GenBank genome assembly.